UGCCCUAUGAAAUGCAUAUAAAAACUUCUUUAAUUCCUCUUAACAACCCACAUUUAUUUUCAUCAUUUGGCUGAACGGAAGAUAUCCAAAUGGGCCAGACAUUGAUGACAUUAGCUCAAGGAAGUGGGCAAAAUAGAGAAAAGGAGUUGGGUUCUACAAUAGAAGAUUGCUAUGACAAGUAUUUUGCAGAAAAAUCAAAGGAUUUGACUUUAUCUGACUUCUACGGGGCAGUUUGUCAAACUGUAGAAGAUAUUAAUAAGAAGCUCAAUAGCACACAAUUCCGUGUGCCUGAAGCUGAUAAGCUCAAGGAAGUAUACCAGAUUCACUACAAAGAUAAAGGAAAAUCACUGACAAAGGAAGAGUUCCAAAAAAUUCUUCAAGAAAUCAUAAUGCACACAGGUUUUACAGGCUUUGGAUCAAAAGAUAUACUUAUCUUCCUGUAUGGAAUUCCUGCAGCCGCCUUGUUUAUCAAGCAACGUGUAGCACCCAAAGCUAUUCCUAAUGAUGUAUUCAUCCCUGGAAUAACUUCUGCCAGUGUUUUCCUCCUUGCCAAGCUAAACAAAAUAUGAUCAUCUGCCUCUUUGCUCCAUUAAUUCCAAUGAUUUUUUUUUCCUUUUUCUUAUUUGUAAAAGUUUAUAUUAAUAUUAUGUGUGAAAAUUAUUCUGUCAGUGCUUAAUUCUAUAAA
Hevea brasiliensis (rubber tree) is the source of this 685-nucleotide messenger RNA. RefSeq lists its product as uncharacterized. The record is from RefSeq and is a predicted model, not a curated record. The transcript has 4 exons. Lineage: Eukaryota; Viridiplantae; Streptophyta; Magnoliopsida; Malpighiales; Euphorbiaceae. The coding region runs from base 90 to 569 and encodes 159 amino acids.